ACCUACAGUUGUGAUGAGUGUGGAAAGUCUUUUACCCAGGCUGGACACUUGAAAAAACACCAACUCAUCCACAGUGGAGUUAAACCUUACAGCUGUGACUUGUGUGGAAAGUCUUUUACCCAGGCUGGACACUUGAAAAAACACCAACUCAUCCACAGUGGAGUUAAACCUUACAGCUGUGAGUUGUGUGGAAAGUCAUUUACCCAGGUUGGACACUUGAAAAAACACCAACUCAUCCACAGUGGAGUUAAACCUUACAGCUGUGACUUGUGUGGAAAGUCUUUUACCCAGGCUGGACACUUGAAAAAACACCAACUCAUCCACAGUGGAGUUAAACCUUACAGCUGUGAGUUGUGUGGAAAGUCAUUUACCCAGGUUGGACACUUGAAAAAACACCAACUCAUCCACAGUGGAGUUAAACCUUACAGCUGUGAAUUGUGUGGAAAGUCUUUUACCGAGGCUGGAGGCUUAAAAACACACCAACUCAUCCACAGUGGAUUUAAACCUUACAGCUGUGAGUUGUGUGGAAAGUCUUUUAACCGGGCUGGAAACUUAAAAACACACCAACUCUUCCACAGUGGAUUUAAACCUUACAACUGUGAGUUGUGUGGAAAGUCUUUUAACUGGGCUGGAAACUUAAAAAGACACCAACUCAUCCACAGUGUAGUUAAAUCUUACAGCUGUGAGUUGUGUGGUAAGACUUUGGCUCAAAAUACCAACUUACAGAGGCAUCUAGUUACCCACUCUGGAAUUAAGGCGUACAGCUGCGACUUUUGUGGAAAAAGUUUCCGCGACAAACACUACCGAAAUAUUCACCUGCGGAUUCACACUGGAAAUGAUGUUUACUGCUGUGAUCAGUGUGGGAAACCAUUUACAACAGAUGCACAGUUACAACAACACAUGUUUAGCCACACUGAGGAGAGACCUUACAAAUGUGACCUGUGUGAGAAGACCUUUAAAUCUCCAUAUCACCUGAAAAAACACCAACAGAUCCACACCAGAAAGUAACUCUAGAAGUGCAGUUACUGUGAGAAGUAGAGCAACGCACAUGGAUCCAUUUCUCAACCCUGUCGUCACUGUGGUGGUGGGAAAGAGUUUCUCUGUGACCUUUGUGGAAAAACCUUCAGUCAUGAACGGGACCUAAAACCACAUCAACGUAGACACUGGAGGCAAAAUGAACUACUGCAAAGAAUGUGGGAGAGGCUUCCACAAACCAUAUAUACAUGAACUCUUCCACAGUGGGGUCAAGAAGCACAUAUGUGACCAGUGUGGGUCAUCCUUCACCACUGCACGUGAGCUUAAAGAAAAAGCAUAAGGGAAUCCACACAGGAGAGACACCAUACAAGUGCAGACACUGUGACAAAAGCUUCUCACAAUCAGGUCAUCGUA
Molecule: messenger RNA, 1389 nt
Organism: Oreochromis aureus
Lineage: Eukaryota; Metazoa; Chordata; Actinopteri; Cichliformes; Cichlidae
Product: zinc finger protein 708-like
Exons: 2
Biological process (GO): regulation of transcription by RNA polymerase II
Cellular component (GO): nucleus
Molecular function (GO): RNA polymerase II cis-regulatory region sequence-specific DNA binding; DNA-binding transcription factor activity, RNA polymerase II-specific
Source: RefSeq, a predicted model, not a curated record